GCCGCGAGUCACCCGCCGUACAUAUACGACUCCAUGUUACCACUCUCGCUCUUUGCUCUCAGCUCCCACCUUCCACCGCUGCCGCCGGGACGCCUGCGAGACGUCCCGCGCAUCCUCGAAUCCAGAGAGCUCGAAUCCAUCCUGAGAGAGCUCGAGGAGCUCCACCUUCCGCGCCGAGCUUUCUGCUCCAAUGAUGCGCCGAGCCCCGGGGUCCCUGAGAAGGAGGACACGCCGGAUGCACACAUCUCCAAGUUCCUUGGAUGCGGAGACUCCUUCGAGUCCUUCCUCUCCGCAUUCCCUCCCUAAAGUCACUCACUUUGUGGCCCGCGCUCGGCCCGUUGCGCUCGUCACUGCGCGCGGCGGCGCGCUCCUUCUGGUGUGUCCAAAGUCGUGUCUCGCGUGUCUCCAGCGUGUGUCCUGUGCCCAUGUUUGUGAGCGAGUGCGGAGUGGUCUCACCGCGCGUCUCGAGGGUUUCCAGAGCCUGAGGUCCCCGGCCUACGUGACCCCGGAGUACCCCCUGCGUGCAUGUCCAGUAGGGCUAGGAUAUUAGUAAGCAUAUUCUACUC
Molecule: messenger RNA, 566 nt
Organism: Emiliania huxleyi CCMP1516
Lineage: Eukaryota; Haptophyta; Isochrysidales; Noelaerhabdaceae
Exons: 2
Coding region: 34-306 (90 amino acids)
Source: RefSeq, a predicted model, not a curated record